UUCCCCCUCGUUGUUUCUCACAGGGGGAGUUGAUACUGAGAUUGCUUCGGCCGAUGGGGGCUCGGUGAUGUUUCCCGGGGUGGGUGCCGAUCGACGGAGCGGCGUGGCGGUUUUCCAGUGGAAGAAGGCCGGGAAGGGAAGCGCGAUGAAGCCCGUGCUACAGUUUCACUCGGGAUCCCGGGAACCAGCUGUGAUCCGGAGUUACAUGGGACGCCUCACUUUCUUCCCACACAACGGGUCGAUGGCCUUCCAUAACCUCACCAAACAAGACGCUGGACUCUACCAACUCUACAUCAAUCUGCAGAAGGAUGCCAUCCAAUCUGUCAGGCUGACAGUCAUGGACAGGCUGAGCGAGGUGUCGGUGUGGAGUAACUCCAGCUCUCUGGGUUCUGCCGUCCAGCUCAGCUGCACUGUGGUUGGGAAUCCUCACGUGUACCAGUGGCGGAAAGAUGGAGGUGGCAUAUCCCGACAUCAUCAACUCAUGAACGGGAACACGCACCUCAUCAUCCCGGGGGCUUCCAGCAUCGACUGUGGGACUUACACCUGCAUCGCGAGCAACCCCGUCAGCUCCGCCCAGGAAAACCUCACCCUGACAAUCUACGGUGUUCCCGCAAAGCAGAUUGUGGGCAUGAUGGUUUGGGCAUCGGGACUGUUGUAUUCUGGUUUGUCCCUUAUUGGCUCGAUAUUUCUGUGUGUCUAUAAGUGUGCGCCGAAAACAGAAUCUCGGAAUAUAUUAUUUCACCUCCUGACAUGGCUCUCCAGUUGGAAUACACCAUCUCUUGUCAUCAUCCACAUUGCCCUCAUUUCCUGGAUCGUUAUUAAAGGUACAUUCACUGUAAUAACAGGGUCUUUGUACAUUGUGUCUGCCCUGUUCUUGACCAUAAUGGCACUGAUGACCAUUCCGAAGUUGCAGCAUCCCAGUGUUUUAAACUGUGUCGAGUUGACAGGUUUCAAGAUUUUACUGGAAUUUAGUCAAACCAUUGUGAUCCCAACUUCAAUCAUUGAGUUGAAGGAAACAUUUGGACAGAUGAGUCAAGGUUGCCACAGCCGCUAUCUAAGCUGGGGUACAUUCCUUGCAGUAACCACUGUAGGAGCGAUGAUCUUCUCAAUCUACAUUGUGGCACGACAUCGAGAUGAUUGUCGACUUCAGGAGGGCGCAGCCAAAACACACACACCUCAACAUCAGUGGCACCACAGUGGAGAGAGUGGAGAGCAUAAAGUUCCUCGGAGUGCAAAUUACAGACAGUCUCACCUGGUCCAGGAACAACACUGGGAUUGUCAAAUGGUCCCAUCAGCGAUUGCACUACCUGAGGAAACUCAAACAGGCCUCACUUCCCACCAACAACCGCAGGACAUUUUACAGGGACAGGGUGGGGUCUGUACUCGCGUACUGCAUUAACACGUGGUACUCCAACUGCAACUGCUCGAACAGGAAGGCUCUGCAGAGGGUAGUGAGGGGAGCAGAGAGGAUCAUUGGCGUCUCCCUACCCUCGGUACAAGAACUGUUCCUGAGCCGCUGUCUGAAAAAACCUCUGAGAAUUGCUAAGGACAAACUGCACCCCCUCCACACACACACCUGGAUCUCCUGCCAUCAGGCAAGAGAUACCGUAGCAUUAAAGCCCGGACUACCAGACUGCUAAACAGCUUCCUGCUACAGGCUGUGAGGCUGCACAACAGUCACCCCACCUGAUUCUGCUGCUUUGCACUGACAAUUUAAUAACUCUGGCACUGGCCACUCAAAUCAGCUGCCCUGGACAUUUUAAUGACUGUUUUUACUGUAUUUUAUUGUUGCUGUUUUACCUGCUUUUAACUAUACUGUUUCAUCGGGGAGUGGAUUGUUUUUACUGUUAUUAUGUGUGAAAUGUUUAAGUGUUUUCAUGUGCGAUGCUCCGGUAUUCCCUAGGAAACGCCUUCUCAUUUUGCACUGUACAACUGUUGCUUUGCAAGAUGACAAUAAAGGUUGAUUGAUUGAUUGAUUGAUUGAUCAUCGUUACUUUUUUGCACAUCUUUCAUUCAUUCAUUCUCUAUCUCUCUACAUCACCAUCGAUAUCUCUCGUUUCCCUUCCCCCUGACUCUCAGUCUGCUGAAGGGUCUUGGCCUGAAACGUCACCCAUUCCUUCUCUCCAGGGAUGCUGCCUGAGUUACUCCAGCAUUUUGUGUCCACCUUCAAUACUCAGUACCCUGACUGAUGAAGGCCAGUCUAUCAAAGGCCUUCUAUACCACCUUAUGUACCUAUGACACCAUAUUCAAGCAAUUUGAUGCCUGUAUUCCUAGAUCAGCAUCUGCACUUCACGCUGCCUCGGCAAGGCCAGCAGCAUCAUCAAGGACCAGUCUCACCCCGGUCACUCCUUCUUCUCCCCUCUCCCAUCAGGCAAGAGGUACAGAAAUGAGAAAACACACAUCUCCAGAUUCAGGGACAGUUUCUUCCCAGCUGUUAUCAGAUAAUGGAACCGUCCUCUCACCAACUAGAGAGCAGUCCAGACCUCCCAUCUACCUCAUUGGUGAUCCGCGGACUAUCUUUAAUCAAACUUUUUUCUUAUUUUAUUUUUUAAU
This is a messenger RNA of Leucoraja erinaceus (little skate), 2553 nucleotides long. RefSeq lists its product as uncharacterized. Bases 68 to 1399 code for a protein of 443 amino acids. The transcript has 8 exons. The record is from RefSeq and is a predicted model, not a curated record. Lineage: Eukaryota; Metazoa; Chordata; Chondrichthyes; Rajiformes; Rajidae.